This is a messenger RNA of Photinus pyralis (common eastern firefly), 1826 nucleotides long. RefSeq names its product zinc finger autosomal protein-like. Bases 195 to 1589 code for a protein of 464 amino acids. NCBI's taxonomy places the organism in Eukaryota, Metazoa, Arthropoda, Insecta, Coleoptera, Lampyridae. The record is from RefSeq and is a predicted model, not a curated record. The transcript has 2 exons. Gene Ontology annotation, molecular function: RNA polymerase II transcription regulatory region sequence-specific DNA binding; DNA-binding transcription factor activity, RNA polymerase II-specific. Gene Ontology annotation, biological process: regulation of transcription by RNA polymerase II.
UUGUAUGUAAUCAUUUACUCAAUUGUUCCCGUUUAGGAUUCACUUCAGUUUGUUUGUUCUUGUCCACAAAACAGUGCCUUGUGUUCAGAGUAUUCAUCUUCACUUGGUUUUUAAUCUUAGGUAAGUAUGUAGUAUAUAAUCAAAGGUUUGUAUUAGCCUUGAAAUAAAUGAUUAUUAUAACAUUGUUGUAAGGUAUGGAUGGAGAUAAUGACACACUACCAAUUAAAAUCGAACCAAAACAUGAAGAAGAAAUCCAUUCUUUUCUUCAGGAACACAUUUCAAUAAGCAACGAAGUUGUGGUGAAAAUAAAGGACGAAAGUACACCGCUCGGUACAUCGUACUCUAAAUUUCUUUAUAAUGAAGAUAUACAGCCAAGUCACCCCUUAACUGAGUGUAAAACAGUGCCUAAAGAUUUUAAGUGUGCUAAUUGUGAUUAUGGAACAAGUAAUAAACACUACCUCAAACGACAUCUUCUGAUAUAUAAGGUUUCAAAGGAUUUUAAUUGUGCUACUUGUGAUUAUGGAACAAAUGAUAAACAGCUCCUCAAACGACAUCUUUUGACACAUAAAGUUUUGAAGGAUUUUAGAUGUGCUAGUUGUGAUUAUGGAACAAAUGAUAAAUACCACUUUAAACAACAUCUUUUGAUACAUAAAGUUUCGAAGGAUUUUAAAUGUGCUACUUGUGAUUAUGGAACAAGUAAUAAACACCACUUCAAACAACAUCUUAUGAUACAUAAGGUUUCAAAAGAUUAUAAAUGUGCUACUUGUCAUUAUGGAACAAGUAAUAAACACCACUUCAAAAAACAUCUUAUGAUACAUAAGGUUUCGAAGGAUUUUAAUUGUGCUACUUGUGAUUAUGGGACAAAUCAGAAACAACACAUCAAACAACAUCUCUUAAUACAUAGAGUUUCUAAAGAUUUUAAAUGUACUACUUGUGAUUAUGGAACAUAUGAUAAACACCUUCUCAAACGACAUCUUUUGAUACAUAAAGUGUCGAAGGAUUUUAAAUGUGCUACUUGUGAGUAUGGGACAAAUUAUAAACACCUCUUCAAACAACAUCUUUUGAUACAUCAAGAUUCGAAGGAUUUUAAAUGUGCUACUUGUGAUUAUGGAACAAAUAAUAAAUGCCUCUUGAAACGACAUCUUUUGGUACAUAAGGUUUCAAAAGAUUAUAAAUGUGUUACUUGUCAUUAUGGCACAAGUAAUAAACACCACUUCAAACGACAUCUUUUGAUACAUCAAGUUUCAAAGGAUUUUAAAUGUGCUACUUGUGAUUAUGGAACAAAUGAUAAAGUCCUCUUCAAACGACAUCUUUUGAUACAUAAGGUUUCGAAGGAUUAUAAAUGUGCUACUUGUGAUUAUGGAACAAGUAAUAAACAUAACUUCAAACGACAUCUUUUGAUACAUAAGGUUUUGAAGGAUUUUAAAUGUACUACUUGCGAUUAUGGGACAAACCAGAAAUACCACAUCAAACGACAUCUUUUAAAACAUAAAGAUUCAAAGGAUUUUAAAUGCGCUACUUGUGAUUAUGGGACAAAUAAUAAAUACCACUUUAAACGACAUCUCUUGACACAUAAAGUGAUUUUGUGAUUUAUAAAUCACAAUCAGUUUCACCAAAAUCAGUUCAGUGUACUGUAUGGUCUAAGGUUAAAGAAAAAAACAUGACUUCUGACAGUUUGGUGUUUGUUAUUACUUAACAUAACCUAAAAAGAAAUGAAUUGGUUUUUUUUAGCGGUAAUAUUUUGUAAAUCUUGCUCAUUCAAUUCAUUAUCGCUCAUUCAAUUCAUUUAGAAUUCUUGCUAAUAUUUAAUGUUGAACUUUGUACAA